CGUUUCCAUUUGUUUGGUCAUCUGCUCAAAUUGAUUUUCUUGUAUCUCUGUACCCUUAUCCUUGUAUUUUUCUUGUUCAAGUUUCUGCUUGUGAAUUGCGCCAAUGCCUGCCUUUCUCCUCAUAUUUCAAUCUUACGAAGUCACUCUUAUCAAGCAUGUCGCUUUAAAUACGGCCCAAGUACAACGCUAGAUGUCAUUCGGCUAAACAUAUCAAAAUUUAAAGAUGGCGUCCGCAAUGGAAAUCGACGACGAAGAGAGUGAUUUGCCUACUUCGAGUAGCGGUAAAGGAGAAAAAAAGCGUUUCGAAGUGAAGAAGUGGAAUGCCGUGGCACUUUGGGCUUGGGACAUCGUCGUGGACAAUUGUGCCAUUUGCCGGAAUCAUAUAAUGGAUUUAUGUAUAGAAUGUCAGGCUAAUCAAGCCUCUGCUACCAGCGACGAAUGUACCGUAGCCUGGGGUGUAUGCAAUCAUGCGUUCCAUUUCCAUUGCAUCUCUCGGUGGUUGAAGACCCGACAGGUUUGCCCUCUUGAUAAUCGCGAAUGGGAAUUUCAAAAAUACGGUCAUUAACCAGGUGUGUACCACAGCGACUAAUGUCAUAACUUAUGGGAAUUCGAAAAGCGACACAAGAUAUCAUAUAAGACGCGUGGAUAUGAAAAACAACUCUCGUAAUAAUAUAAUAAAGGUAAUAUCAAUGGAAAGAGAAAAAGUAAUGAUGAUUAAAUUUGAUGAUAACGCAUUGUCGAAAUAAGAGGAUACGAAUAGGAUCUUUAAUUUGAUAUUUUAUGUUAUAUGAUAUAAAGUAUAAUUGUAAGCUUUGGAAUAAAUAAGAAUCUAUGAAAUAGAA
Vespa crabro (European hornet) is the source of this 842-nucleotide messenger RNA. RefSeq names its product RING-box protein 1A (gene Roc1a). The transcript is spliced from 6 exons. Bases 224 to 565 code for a protein of 113 amino acids. The record is from RefSeq and is a predicted model, not a curated record. NCBI's taxonomy places the organism in Eukaryota, Metazoa, Arthropoda, Insecta, Hymenoptera, Vespidae. Gene Ontology annotation, molecular function: ubiquitin protein ligase activity; cullin family protein binding; zinc ion binding. Gene Ontology annotation, cellular component: nucleus; cullin-RING ubiquitin ligase complex. Gene Ontology annotation, biological process: protein ubiquitination; ubiquitin-dependent protein catabolic process.